Molecule: messenger RNA, 2001 nt
Organism: Amorphotheca resinae ATCC 22711
Lineage: Eukaryota; Fungi; Ascomycota; Leotiomycetes; Helotiales; Amorphothecaceae
Exons: 4
Coding region: 26-1855 (609 amino acids)
Biological process (GO): proteolysis
Molecular function (GO): tripeptidyl-peptidase activity; serine-type endopeptidase activity
Source: RefSeq, a predicted model, not a curated record
CGAGCUGCACGUUCAAUCUGUGAAGAUGCACAUCUCUCUUGCUCGCCGCGUCCUGCUGGCCCUCCUCGUCGCUGCUGAGGCGGCAGUGGGCUCCCCGCUCCACCUCCGCUCUCCUUACGCCCUCAAAGAGACCCAUAACGUCCCCAGGAAAUGGUCCAGGGUCGGCCCAGCGCCUUCGGACCACACAAUCCACCUGCAGAUCGGUCUGAAGCAGAGCCAAUUCGAUGAGCUCGAGAGGCAUCUCUACGAAGUUUCCGACCCCGCGCACAGCCGGUAUGGUCAGCACUUGACCGAGGCCGAGGUGAACGAACUGGUUAAACCCUCCGAUGAUGCGCUGGAACUUGUUCACGAGUGGCUCUUUGACCACGGCAUUGAAGCUACUUCACUCCACUACAGCCCCGCGAAGGACUGGAUCAGACUAUCCCUUCCCGUGAGCGAUGUGGAGAGCCUUCUUGAGACUGAGUACUCUGUCUUCGAGCAUGAGGAGGGUGGCCAGAUUGUUCGCGCGCCGGAAUGGUCUCUUCCAAAGCACCUGCACGAGCACAUUGAUGUUAUUCAGCCAACCACCUCAUUCUUUGCACCACGGGCUAUGAGGAGCACCCUGAAGACCGUGGCCCCGGAGGGUUGGAAGCCACCGAAGCCAAUCUCCCCCCCAACCAACCCGACUGUAGCGCAAGUGUGCAACGAGACCGCGGUGACCCCUCUCUGUCUCCGGACCCUCUAUGGGACUUAUGACUACACUCCCAAGGCCGCGGGCAAGAACAAAGUCGGUCUCAACGAUUUUCUUGGCGAGUCGAAUAACCGGUCAGAUGCCUACAUCUUUCUGAAUGAGUACCGCCCGGAAGCUGCUGCCGCCGCAUAUGAGUUCAGUGUUGAAGUCAUAGCAGACGGAAACAAUGAACAAACCCAGGAGAAUGCUACCGAGCUCGCCAAUGGCAAGGACCUCGAGGGCAAUCUUGACGCCGAGACGAUUCUUGGAAUCAGCUGGCCCACUCCGCUGACUGCCUUCACAACCGGUGGCUCCCCGCCCUUCAACCCUGAUGCUGUGACUCCAACGGACACCAACGAGCCAUACCUGACCUGGAUCCAGUAUGUGCUCGCCCAGUCUGAUCUGCCCCAGGUAAUCAGCACCUCGUACGAUGACGACGAACAAACGGUUCCACUCUCAUACGCGACCUCGGUCUGUAAUGGAUUUGCUCAGCUGGGUGCUCGAGGCAUCUCUCUGCUCUUUGCAAGUGGUGACAGUGGAGUUGGAGCUGAAGGAGGAUGCUACACCAACGACGGCAAGAAGUCUCCCACCUUCCUCCCCGAAUUCCCCUCCACCUGCCCUUACAUCACCUCGGUCGGUGCCACUAUGAACUUCUCCCCCGAAGUCGUAGCCUGGGAUCCCCUUGAUGACUUCAGCUCCGGCGGCGGUUUCAGCAGCUACUUCAAGCGCCCCUCCUACCAGGACCUCGCCGUGCCCCAAUACGUCGAUUCCCUCAACGGCGAAUUUGAGGGCCUCUACAACAAGUCCGGCCGCGGCUACCCCGACAUCUCAGCCCAGGGCUUCCACUUCAUCACCACCUGGAACGGUUCCGACACGUGGCUCGACGGCACCAGCGCCGCUACACCCGCUGCGAGCGCCGUCCUCACCCUCGUUAACGAUGCGCUGAUCGCCGAGGGCAGACCGCCUCUGGGCUUCCUGAACCCUUGGCUCUACUCCAUUGGCCACCUCGCCUUCACGGACGUCACGAGCGGCAGUGCGAUCGGAUGCAACACGACGGGUUUCCUGGCGAAGCAGGGCUGGGAUGCGGUCUCUGGAUGGGGGACUCCGUACUUCCCCAAGAUCAAGACGAUUCUGGGUGUGUUUUAAGGGUGAAGUUGUGAGGGAGUCAUGAUGUGAUGAUAUGUAAUGAAUGUAUAAUUUAUGAUGCAACUGAAUUAGAAUCAUUGCCUUGGUUGGUACUGUGUUGUAUUGUCGUCUUUGUGCAUUUGAAUCUGUGAGCCAAGUCUGAACGA